AUGUAUACAAAAGAGUACUACUGGUUUUCACAAUAUAUGAUAAUAACAAGCACUUUGGUGCUCACCAUAAUAUGGUCAAUCUUACCAUCGUCGCUGGGUGAGGCUGCACCAAAGCAGUUUAUUGACACGAUAUUAGAUAUUUUCCCACAGAGAAGAUGGAUUGUAACCUUGGAGAGCAUUAUGUUAAUGGGUAUGCUGUGUACAUACACUGGCCUUUUGAUGUACAAUGAAGACACCUUAACGCCACCGCUAGAUUCUCUAUCCACAGUAACGGAUGCCGGUGGUCAACUUGUAAUAGAGGACGACCCCGACGUGUUCCUCAAGAAAUGGGCAUUUAAGGAAACUAGCGGUAUUUAUGAUCUUCCCCUGAUGGAUGCCUGCCAACUUCUUUACCUAUACGAUAACGAAGAUACCAACACAUAG
Messenger RNA from Saccharomyces paradoxus, 423 nucleotides. It is a transcript of the gene GPI19, whose product is annotated as phosphatidylinositol N-acetylglucosaminyltransferase GPI19. The record is from RefSeq and is a predicted model, not a curated record. NCBI's taxonomy places the organism in Eukaryota, Fungi, Ascomycota, Saccharomycetes, Saccharomycetales, Saccharomycetaceae. Gene Ontology annotation, molecular function: phosphatidylinositol N-acetylglucosaminyltransferase activity. Bases 1 to 423 code for a protein of 140 amino acids. The transcript has a single exon. Gene Ontology annotation, biological process: GPI anchor biosynthetic process.